AUGGCUGACGGAGGAGGUACCUCGAAUAAUGUCUACAUUCGUUCCGACGAAUUUGCAUGGAUUCCAGCUCGUUUGGUUUCCCAAGACAAGGAUACAGCCAAGGUAGCCAUUCCACAAUAUGAAGCUGAGGAAUUCAUCAUGAGUGAUGGAGGAAAAGGAGCUGUUGGUUUCAAGUCUGCUGUAGUUAAGCUCAAGGAUUACCCAAACCACACUCUUCCUCUGCAAAAUACUGGAAAGGAUGGGGCCCUCUUGGAAGUUGAUGAUAUGGUUGACUUGCCUUAUUUGCAUGAGGCUGCAAUUUUGUUCAACCUGAAAGCUCGCCACGUUAAAGCUCUUCCAUACUCUCGUGUGUCUGAUAUUGUGAUUGCUGUCAAUCCAUACCAAUGGUUGACGGAAUUGUAUGCAGACAGUGUUCGUAUGCACUACGCCAAAAAGAUUGUGUGGGAGAAGUCAGACCGUGAUCCCAGAAUCGGACUUCCUCCUCACAUCUACGAGGUGUCUUCGCUAUGUUACAAGGGUUUGGCGUUGAAUAAGGAGAACCAAUCCAUUCUUGUUUCUGGUGAAUCUGGAGCUGGAAAGACUGAAACCGUGAAGAUUUGCAUGAACCACAUUGCCACGGUGCAACAAGAUCCAAACAACAAGAGUGAUGAGGAAUCUCUUGUUGUCAAGCGUAUUCUCGACUCCAACCCCUUGCUUGAGGCUUUUGGAAACGCCAAGACGAGACGUAACGAUAACUCUUCUCGUUUCGGUAAAUACAUCAUGCUUCAGUUCAAUCACAUUCCAGGAAAGGAUGGCAACCCCCCACGUGCUGAGAUGGCGGGUUCAAUAUCGGAGGUUUACCUCUUGGAAAAGUCUCGUGUUGUUACCAAUGAAGAUAUCGAACGUACUUACCACGCCUUCUAUCAGCUUCUUGAUUCCGCCGAUGAUGUGAAGAAGGAAAUUUGGAAGGGACUUGUUGGAAAGAACGGAGAGUCGUUCAGAUACGUUGGGCCAGCUCCUGAAGUUUUGGUCGAUAAAAUGACCGAUGCUCAAUGGUUCCCAAUGGUUAAAGAAGCUCUUGCCCUUGUUGGUAUUAAGGGUGAAUCCUUUUUGACCCUUUGGCGUUCAAUUUCCGCCUGUCUCCAAUUGGGUAACUUGGAUUUUGCCCCUGAUCCAAGUGAUGACGAAAAGACUGUGAUUACAUCGAAAACAGAAUUCACGGACUUUUGCGAAUUGGUUGGUUCUGACGAAAAGCUUAUGGAACUUGCCUUCACCGAGCGUACGAUUAAGACAAGAGGUGAAGAGUACAAGGUGCCUUUGAAACAUGAUAUUGCAAGGGAGUCUGCUGAUGCCUUUGCCAAAGAGAUUUACGCCAAGGUUUUCCUUUGGCUUGUGCGAGCAAUCAACGACGCAACAUGCGCAGAAAACAAUUACCCAGGUGGUGCCAACCUCACUUACGGCUUGAUCGGUCUUUUGGAUAUUUUCGGAUUCGAGUCUUUCCCCAUCAAUGGAUUCGAACAGAUGUGUAUCAAUUACUGUAACGAAAAGCUUCAGCAAAAGUUCACCAAGGAUAUUUUCGCAGCCGUUGUGGAAGAAUACAAGCAAGAAGGCUUGAACUUGGCAGAUAUCAAAUAUGAUGACAACUCUGAUGUUUUGGGUCUCAUCGAAGGAAAGCUCGGUCUUAUCAAACAACUGAACGAAGAGUGUGUCCGUCCUAAGGGUAACGACGGUGCGUUCGUGAGCAAAGCACUCAAAAGUAACAAGACCGUUCCUUGUUUGAUCCAAAAGAGAACUUUCGGUCCCCUCGAAUUCGGAAUUCACCACUACGCUGGUCCAGUUAUCUACCGCGCCCAGGACUUCGUUACUCGUAACACCGAUACAUUGCCAGGAGACAUCAAGAAGGCAGCCGAAGCCUGUAAGAAUGAGAUCUUGGCGAAGCAUCUGAGCAACAACUCCUCUACGAAUACGACGAGCGCCAAGGCAACUGACAAGGGGCCAAAGCGCGCAAGAAGUAACCUUAGCGCCGAUACUGUGAUGACACAGUUCAAGAACCAGCUUACUUCCUUGAUGACGGGACUUGAAACGACUAAGUCUCGAUACAUCCGUUGCGUCAAGCCAAACACAGUAAAGAGAAAGCUUGUCAUGCAACACAUCACUACACUUGAACAGCUUCGAUGUGCUGGUGUGGUCGCUGCUGUUACAAUUUCUCGUUCUGCGUUUCCAUCCAAGUUGAGUCACGAUGAGUUCAAGAACCGAUACCACAUGCUUAACGAGGCCAAGAAGAAGGGUGGGUAUGCAUCUAAGCAGGAGGAGAUUGAGCACAUCUGUGAACAGUUGUUGAAGACAUUCGAGACGACAAGAAAGGACGGUACUAUCGCCAAGGGUUUUGCAAUGGGUAAAACAAAGAUUUACUUCAAGGCUGGAUGUCUUGAAAGGCUUGAAGGUUCGUUGGCUUUGAUUUGGGAUAAGUGGGCCAUCAAAUGUCAAAAGAUUGCCCGUAUGUUCCUUGUCAAGAGAAUGAUCCUCCGCAAGAAGUACGAGAAGUUUGCUUCUGCUGUUCUUCCCAUCCAAUGUCUGUUCCGUGCUGCCAUAUCGAAGAAGAAAACCGCAACUCAGAAAAAGGACAAGAAGAGACUGAAGCGUUUGGGCAAGAAGUCGAAAAAGGCCGCAGUCCGCAUCCAAGCUCUUCUCCGCGGAGCUAUCCAACGCCCUAGAUACAAGCAAGCGUUGCUGAAGAAGAAGGAGGAAGAAGAUCUUGCAAAUCAACUCGACAAGAUGAAGGAUGAGCUCCAACAAGCUGAAGAUAAACGCAAGGCUGAGCUUGAGGAUGCUAAAUUCCAAUUCGAACAGGAAAUGGAGGAGUACAAGGAGAAGCUAGAGGAUCAAUUGCGUGCUGAAGCUCAGAAGGUCAACAAGUCUGCGCAACAACAGACUCUUAUCGAUGAGAGUGGAAAGAUUAUUGAAUACUUGCGAAAGGAGAACAUGAAGCUGCGACAACAGUGCGAGACCAUGAAGAGGGAUUACAAGUCGUUGAAGGAAAAUAACGCACGAUUGAUGGAGGCCAAUGCUUCUGCCAGCAACUCUUUCAAUCAACUGAACGAGCACGCAAAGGGAUUGAAUGCAACCAAUGCUCGUUUGAUCAAGAAUGUUGAUACAUACAAAAAACAAUUGGUCAAGAUGAAGGAAGAUCUUAAGAAUCGCCAAGCAUUUUACCUUGCAGAAGCUCAUGCUCGUGUUGCUUACCAAAAGACACUUGCGCGUAUUGUCGCCCAAGUUCAAGACAAAUCCAGAGAUGCUCAGUUGGUUGAGGAUGUUGUUAUUUGGGCCUUGGAGUGUGAAGCCGAAGCCAAGAGUGAACGUGCUGCUUUGGAGAACGCAGGUCAAGCUGCACCUCCAGGUGCGAUUGGCGGAGCCAUGCCGGCUUCAGGUGGGGCCAAAUCAGGUGGAAAGAAAAAGGCUGAUGAUUCGGACUCUGACUCGGACUCUGAUUCCGACUAA
Cylindrotheca closterium is the source of this 3477-nucleotide messenger RNA. NCBI's taxonomy places the organism in Eukaryota, Bacillariophyta, Bacillariophyceae, Bacillariales, Bacillariaceae. The record is from the annotation of a GenBank genome assembly.